UUAAGGAUUUGGGAACUAUAAAUCCCAUUCUCUAUCUCCAUUUUCCCUAUGGUGAAAUGAAGCUAUUUGGGACCAUUGUCUAUCCAAAGAAUAGAUACCUAAUGUUGCAGUUCUCUAGGGGUGGCAAGAAUGUUUUGUGUGAAGAUUACUUUGAUAGCAUGAUUGUGUUUUCUGAUGCAUGGUGGAUUGGAAUGAAAGAAGAGAACCCAGAAGAGGCCCAACUUGAUUUUCCCAAGCAAAUGUUUGAGGGACAGAGACAAGAAGUUGAGUAUGACUUUAAAGGUGGGGCAGGAGCGGCAUCUGUAAAUAAGGAAGUUGUUCACAAAAGUGGUAUUAAAUAUGUAGAAAAUGAGACCACUGAAACUGAGCUUGAAAAUGAUCUAUCCGAUGAUAAAAGCAAUUUGAAUGAUUUGAUGGAAACUGCACAAACUCGACAUUCUGAGCAAACUGUUGGGAAAACAUUCAAGUUUGCAGAAGCUUCUUCUGGAGAUGAUUCUGUUGAAAGCAUUGAGGCUAAUAUAGCUAAGGAAGAAGGAGAAGAAGAAAAGAAUGUAAAAUCUAAUUCUUCUUCCGCCAUACUUCUUGACUUUGAAAAUGAGGGUGCUAUUGAAGGGAAUUAUUCUUCUGGAAAAAUUCAAGCUUAUGCCAUGUCGGGGACCAAGUUUAAGAAGCUGUUGGAAUCUGCUGUAUUAAGAACAUCUAAUGAACACUCUGAGUCACACAGUACUCAUGGUUCACUCGUUUAAGCCACUAUUUCUACAUUAUUCAAUAAAGCACAUGGUAAAAGGAAAGUAGAAGAAAAGAAAGAGCCAAGAAAGUCAAGGAAAUCUCCAUCAUCAAAAGUUUC
Hevea brasiliensis (rubber tree) is the source of this 847-nucleotide messenger RNA. Its product is annotated as DNA-binding protein RHL1-like. The coding region runs from base 57 to 746 and encodes 229 amino acids. The transcript has a single exon. Gene Ontology annotation, molecular function: DNA binding. Lineage: Eukaryota; Viridiplantae; Streptophyta; Magnoliopsida; Malpighiales; Euphorbiaceae. The record is from RefSeq and is a predicted model, not a curated record. Gene Ontology annotation, biological process: DNA endoreduplication.